AUGUCUGAAGAACAUAGUUGCACUGGUGCUAGUACUAUAACUGAGGUUGAAAGCAGCAAUAUCAGCGUUCUCGGCUGGGAACAAGUGCAGCGUCUUGAUGCCAUCCUGACCGAGACCAUUCCCAUCCACGGCCGUGGAAACUUCCCCACUUUGGAGAUGAAACCCCGACAAAUAGUGAAGGUGGUGCGUAGUCGCAUGGAGGAGAGGAAUAUCCACGUCCGGGACGUACGGUUAAACGGGUCUGCUGCAAGCCACGUUCUUCAUGAGGAUAGCGGACUGGGCUACAAGGACCUUGACCUAAUCUUUUGCGCGGAUAUGAAAGGGGAAAGUGAUUUUCAGAUUGUGAAGGAUAUCGUUUUGGACUGUCUCCUGGACUUCUUACCUGACGGGGUGAAUAAGCAGAAAAUAUCACCAUUGACUUUAAAGGAAGCCUAUGUGCAGAAGAUGGUGAAGGUGUGCAAUGAUUCAGACCGCUGGAGCCUCAUCUCCCUCUCCAACAACAGAGGAAAAAACGUGGAGCUCAAGUUUGUAGACUCUCUGAGGCGGCAGUUUGAAUUCAGCGUGGACUCCUUCCAGAUCAAGCUGGACUCCCUGCUGCUGUUCUAUGAAUGCUCUGAGAACCCCAUGGCCGAGACCUUCCAUCCCACCAUCGUGGGCGAGAGUGUGUUUGGGGACUUUGGUGCUGCCCUCGACCACCUACGCCAGAAGGUGAUCUGCACGCGCAACCCAGAGGAGAUCCGGGGCGGCGGUCUGCUCAAGUACUGUCACCUGCUGGUAAGGGGCUUCCAAGCCGACUCCGAGACAGAGAUGAAGUCCCUGCAGCGUUACAUGUGCUCGCGCUUCUUCAUCGACUUCUCGGAUAUCAGCGAGCAGCAGCGCAAGCUGGAGUCCUACCUGCAAAACCACUUUGUGGGCCUGGAGGACCGCAAGUACGACUACUUGAUGACCCUGCAUGGGGUGGUCAACGAGAGUACGGUGUGCCUGAUGGGACAUGAGAGGCGGCAGACCCUGGGGCUGAUCGCCAUGCUGGCGGUGCGCGUGCUGGCCGAGCAGAACGUCAUCCCAAAUGUGGCUAACGUCACCUGCUACUACCAGCCAGCCGCCUACGUGGCAGACGGUAACUUCAGUAACUACUACAUAGCCCAGGUACAGCCCAUGUUCCACUGCCAGCAGCAUGCCUACUCCACCUGGCUACCCUGCAACUGA
This is a messenger RNA of Salvelinus namaycush (lake trout), 1206 nucleotides long. RefSeq names its product terminal nucleotidyltransferase 5A-like. The transcript is spliced from 2 exons. The coding region runs from base 1 to 1206 and encodes 401 amino acids. The record is from RefSeq and is a predicted model, not a curated record. NCBI's taxonomy places the organism in Eukaryota, Metazoa, Chordata, Actinopteri, Salmoniformes, Salmonidae. Gene Ontology annotation, biological process: mRNA stabilization. Gene Ontology annotation, molecular function: RNA binding; poly(A) RNA polymerase activity.